Molecule: messenger RNA, 1273 nt
Organism: Planococcus citri (citrus mealybug)
Lineage: Eukaryota; Metazoa; Arthropoda; Insecta; Hemiptera; Pseudococcidae
Gene: BI-1
Product: Bax Inhibitor-1
Exons: 5
Coding region: 156-872 (238 amino acids)
Biological process (GO): negative regulation of apoptotic signaling pathway; cellular response to unfolded protein; negative regulation of RNA splicing
Cellular component (GO): mitochondrial membrane
Molecular function (GO): enzyme binding
Source: RefSeq, a predicted model, not a curated record
AUGGAAUAUGUUAUUGUAUGGUGAAAUAAUUAUCAGUGAAUAAGCGAAAGAAUUUGUUCUAAAUUACGAAGUAUUAAUUGUGAUCGUACAUUGGUUUGUUUCGUGAUCGAAUUAUCAUUUAAAUCUCUCGAAAGUGACUGGAAAUAACCCACGAAAUGGCUACGUUUGGAAAUUUUUUUCGGGAUCUUAACAGAGGACUGGAACCUCCAGUUCGUCAGCAUUUAACCAACGUAUAUGCUUGCUUGGCAUUAUCAACGGUUACAGCCGGAGUUGGUGCUUAUGUCGACUUGGUUACUCAAUUAGCUUCGACAAGUUUCUUCGCAGCCAUCGCCGGUGUAGGUUUGCUAUUAGGUUUAACAUCGACUCACGAUAAUGGCAAAAAUAGGUAUUUACGUCUGGGAUUACUUUUGGGAUUCAGUUUCUGUUCAGGUCUGGGUUUGGGUACAUUGAUCGAUUACGCCAUCACCAUCAAUCCCAGUAUCAUCAUAACCGCUCUCAUAUCAACGGCAGCAAUUUUCGUUUGCUUUUCGAUCGCUUCAUUGACGGCUGAACGAGGCAGAUGGCUGUAUUUGGGUGGAACUUUACUCACCUUUUUGACAGUUUUGAUCGGAUUAUCAUUCGCCAACAUUUUCUUCGGUUCUCAAUUACUGUUUCAGGCGUACUUAUACUUAGGAUUAGCUCUAAUGUGCGGUUUUGUACUCUACGAUACUCAAUUAAUCAUCGAAAAACGACGACAAGGUGAUAAGGAUUUCAUUUCGCACUCUAUUGAUUUAUUCGUCGAUCUAUUGGGAAUUUUCCGUCGUAUCGUCAUCAUAUUGAUUCAGAAAGAACAACAUCAACAGCAGCAAAGUAAGAAGAAACGAAGAGAUUAAGUAGACAGACAUUCCGCGAAGCUGUUUUUUUUCUCGUUUCUUGUCUCGAUUUGAAAUAGUCACUUUUUGGAUGUGUAACUUUUUGAAUUAUUUUUAGUUUUUAUUAUAAACGUAAGCGUCUAAGCGAUAGUCGUGAAAUUAAUAGGCUGAUGUUACUGUUGAUAAAAAAUUAUACUAUCGCGUUUUAAUUUUGAAAGUUUCUAUGCUUAUUUACUUUACACCUCUAAGGUCUAUGUGUAAGUGAUUUAUUAAAUUUAUGUAGCGAAUAGAAUUAAUUAUUGUAAACUUUUACGUUAUUUCAUAAGAUUUUUAAUGUUUUCUUUUUCUUGAUUUUUUUUUUUCUUUAUACAUAAGUUUGCGUUACUAUGGAUUUUGUGCGAAAAAUUAAAAAUUACAGUUGA